This is a messenger RNA of Diorhabda sublineata, 1713 nucleotides long. Its product is annotated as probable DNA double-strand break repair Rad50 ATPase. The transcript has 2 exons. The record is from RefSeq and is a predicted model, not a curated record. NCBI's taxonomy places the organism in Eukaryota, Metazoa, Arthropoda, Insecta, Coleoptera, Chrysomelidae. The coding region runs from base 1 to 1713 and encodes 570 amino acids.
AUGGAUAUUAUAUCUAAAGAAAAUGGAGGCUCAACGUUCUUAUCUAUUCUAUAUGAUAAGAACAGCACGAUAAGCAAACUUAGACAACAACUAGAAAAUCAAAAGCUCCAGAUUUUAUAUUACAUGAAACGCGAACUUAAUUACAGAAAAAUUAUUGAGCUCUCAAGAACUUGCAGAACAGAGAAUACUGAAGAUCUACCAGUGGUAUUGGAUUUUGCUCAAUUUACAAAACAAAAUGGAAUGAAAAGCAUUAUACUGCGUUUGUACGAGCACAUGAAACAUAUAGACGGCAAAUUAUAUAAAUAUUUGAAUACCCAAGAAUUCAUUGUGAGGAAAAUAUCUGAAAAAUUAUACGAAGUACUGGAGAAACCCUACGAACAAAGAAUAUUACUUCAACAAACGAUCAAUCCAGCUGUUUAUCUAGAUUUAUUCAUUGCUCUUCUAGAAGCGACUGUGGGUCUUCGACAAAAAUUGAAUUCUUUUAGAAUUUGCUGUAAUCGAUUGAUUCUAAUAGAAGACGAAAGAAACCAUAUCGUAGAACAAGUAUUAAGUCUUCCACCUCAAGAAAGGAUCAACUGUAAUAUUUUAAUAUGUAUGAAACAAGAAAUACUGGAGCUAAAAUAUAGAAUGAGAGAAUGCAAGGAACAUGAAGUAAAACAACAGAAAGAUUUGAGAAAACUAAAUAACCUGAAACAUGAUCUCAAUAAUCUAAAGAAUGGAAUGAAAUCAUCUAUUGAAGGAAUGGGAGACCUAUCAAUCGUUGAAAAUAUGGUGGCAGGUCUAAAAUUUGAAACUAAAAAAAUAUUAGAAGCAAAUAGAAGAGAACAGAAGAAGCAGAAGCUCAGACAAAUUCAGAUAAUAGCAAAUUUAAUAAAAUUAGCGGCAUCAGGUGGAAACUUACAGACAAAUGAUGAAGAUGAACUACUUAUGUUUGAUGCUAUAAAGAAGGAAGUUCAUAAUCUACAAACUAAAUUUUCAACUGAGCUCCAAAUAAUAAAAACCGAACACGAAUGCACGAAAUGUAAGCUUAAAACAGUAUUACAAGAAAGAAACGAAUUGAAAGUUAUCCAACAUAAGCUUCAAGAUCGUUUAAAGAAGAUCCAAAAGAAAUAUGAUACGGAAGUCAUCUCUUUAAAGAAAGAAAGGAAUGAGUACAAAUCUCAAGUGGAAGAGCUGACAAUAUUCCAAGAAGCUUAUCACCAAGGAAAUAAUACUUUAAAACAUUUGGAAAAAGAGCUAUGUUCAAUGAAAGAACUCAUCAACCAAGAUUUUCUUGAUUCUUUGAAUGAUAAGAAACAGAAACUUUCAAAAGAAAUGGAUGAAUUACAAGAAAGUAAAAGUUCUAAAGAAAAAUCGGAUCAGAAAAUGGUUCGGCAGCUUCCAUCAUCUUCAUCUUCAUCUAAAGUAAUGGAAAUAAUCAAAAAGAUAAAACAGAAUAUUCUAAACGAUAACAAAUUCAACAAGAAAAGAGACUUGUCUAGUUUUUCAUUUGAAAGUAAACUGAAAAAAGAUAAAAACAAGGUAGAAAGUUGUUCUCGUAGUGAAUUUAAGCUACUGUGCGACUGUUCUCACGAAACUAUUCCCAUUUAUUGCAAAUCUAUCCACACCACAAAAGAUAGUGCAACAUCUGGACCAUACAAAAAUCUAGAAGUUUUGGCACUUAAUAAAAUAUUGCAUUCGUCUUCUGAUGAUUCUAGUUUCCCAGACGCUUAA